CAGAUUUGGAGAGGAAUGAAGGCGGAGCACCGCCUCCCCAGAAGACCGAGAGAUGCUGGGAAAGGGAACCUAAGGGAGGAGGCGGGAGGGGGCAGGCGAACCAGGCUGAGGCCCUGGGCGGUGUCACAGGGCGGCGAAAGGCAAAGGCCCCGCCCACCAGGGAGGUGGAUGAAGUACCACUCCCACCAGCGCCCCGGCCCCGCCCCUGCUUUCAAUCAGGUCCGACUAUACACCAUAACAUCAGCGCGCGCAGCACCCGCUCCCCAUUCGCAUCGGAGACCUGAGGCUAUCAGGAUGUCUGGCAGAGGCAAAGGCGGGAAGGGGCUCGGCAAGGGGGGCGCCAAGCGCCACCGUAAGGUGCUGCGUGACAACAUCCAGGGCAUCACCAAGCCGGCCAUCCGGCGCCUGGCGCGGCGCGGCGGCGUCAAGCGCAUCUCGGGGCUGAUCUACGAGGAGACGCGCGGCGUGCUCAAGGUGUUCCUGGAGAACGUCAUCCGCGACGCCGUCACCUACACCGAGCACGCCAAGAGGAAGACGGUCACGGCCAUGGACGUAGUCUACGCGCUUAAGCGCCAGGGACGCACCCUUCCUGGUGUUGCCCUUUACCGGUGCGGUUCUUUCGCAAUGGCCCGCACGAAGCAGACGGCGCGUAAGUCGACAGGCGGGAAGGCGCCCCGCAAGCAGCUGGCCACCAAGGCGGCCCGCAAGAGCGCGCCGGCCACGGGCGGCGUCAAGAAGCCGCACCGCUACCGGCCCGGCACGGUGGCGCUGCGCGAGAUCCGGCGCUACCAGAAGUCCACGGAGCUGCUGAUCCGCAAGCUGCCCUUCCAGCGCCUGGUGCGCGAGAUCGCGCAGGACUUCAAGACCGACCUGCGCUUCCAGAGCUCGGCCGUCAUGGCGCUGCAGGAGGCCAGCGAGGCCUACCUGGUGGGGCUCUUCGAGGACACCAACUGUGCGCCAUCCACGCCAAGCGCGUCACCAUCAUGCCCAAGGACAUCCAGCUUGCCCGACGCAUCCGCGGGGAGAGGGCAUAAGCAGAACUAAAACUCGAAAGUUGGUUUUAAUCUUGUCUUUUAAUCACCCAAAGGCUCUUUUAAGAGCCACUCCAUGCACAACAAAACGAGCUGUAACACUGCAAUGCAACAGAAAAAGUCUUAAAUUUAUUAUGUUAUCUGUUAUGCUUAUAUACAGGCAAAGAGCAGAAAAUAAUGUCAAUAUUUUUAUUGCACAAUAAAAGGAGCUGUUAACACUAUCAAU
This is a messenger RNA of Coturnix japonica (Japanese quail), 1257 nucleotides long. Its product is annotated as histone H3. Gene Ontology annotation, molecular function: protein heterodimerization activity; DNA binding; structural constituent of chromatin. The record is from RefSeq and is a predicted model, not a curated record. Gene Ontology annotation, cellular component: nucleosome. Lineage: Eukaryota; Metazoa; Chordata; Aves; Galliformes; Phasianidae.